This is a messenger RNA of Protopolystoma xenopodis, 219 nucleotides long. The record is from the annotation of a GenBank genome assembly. Lineage: Eukaryota; Metazoa; Platyhelminthes; Monogenea; Polystomatidea; Polystomatidae.
AUGAUACAGUCGCCAUCGCCAUCCCAACCUCGUUCAGCUGGCUCAUUUGGCGACGCUUCUAAUCAUCCAACAAAACAGGGAGGCUUCCAUGAUCACAUAUUGGGACGCACUCUUGGACAAGGCGGAUCUUUACGCCUGGUUAUAUUCUCUUCCUGCAUUUCUAAUGUCAUUAGCAUCAUUCUUGACGCUAAAGACGAGCUAGAGAUUAAAGCAAGCUAG